This is a messenger RNA of Oncorhynchus masou masou (cherry salmon), 3632 nucleotides long. RefSeq names its product keratin, type II cytoskeletal 8-like. The record is from RefSeq and is a predicted model, not a curated record. Lineage: Eukaryota; Metazoa; Chordata; Actinopteri; Salmoniformes; Salmonidae. Gene Ontology annotation, cellular component: keratin filament. Gene Ontology annotation, biological process: keratinization; intermediate filament organization. The coding region runs from base 322 to 2424 and encodes 700 amino acids. Gene Ontology annotation, molecular function: structural constituent of skin epidermis. The transcript has 9 exons.
AAUAUCUUAUGCUGCAAACAAGGAAAAGCAGCUCCAAAUCCAUCUAAAGCUUCAAUGAGACAGGCAAUCCCUCUUCUGUAAGUUUUGUACUCUCUCAAAUUCAAUAUGUGUGCUGUAAAUAUGUAACAUGACUCUAUUAUUUUCCUCCAGCAUUCCUCUAUUCUUCGCUCAUCCCCAAUGCAAGCUAGCCAAUCAUAACUCCAAUCGGACCCUCCCCUUUCCAGAUAAAAAGAGGGCCAGGGAACAGUGAGCUCCAUCUACAGAGAGUCUCUCAGUCUCCACAGACCACCUUCUGUAACACUGGCAAAAACGUAAGUUGUCAUGUCCACCAGAGCUGUGAAGAGCACCAGCUACUCUGUGAGGCCCUCCUCUGCAGGCAUGGGCUCCCCUCAGAAAUUCAGCAGCAGCUCCUACUCCGGUGGAUAUGGCGGUGCCAGACAGAGCUACAGCGUCUGCAGCUCCUACGGGGGCGUUGGCGGCAGCGCCAGGGGCGUUGCAGCAGGUGGUUAUAGGGUAGUUGUGGCUGGGGGGUCCGUGCAAAGACGGGGUGUGAUGGAGUUUGGGUAUACGGGCAUGGGUGUUGGCGGUGGUAUGGGUGUUGGCGGUGGUAUGGGUAUGGGGGGUGGGAUGAUGACCUGUACGGGACCCCCUCAAAUCACAGCUGUUCAGGUCAACCAGAGCCUGCUGGCACCACUGAACCUGGCGAUCGACCCCAACAUCCAGGUUGUCCGCACCCAUGAGAAGGAGCAGAUCAAGAGCCUCAACAACCGCUUUGCCUCCUUCAUCGAUAAGGUGCGUUUCUUGGAGCAGCAGAACAAGAUGCUGGAGACCAAGUGGAGCCUCCUGCAGGACCAGACCACCACCCGCUCCAACAUCGACGCCAUGUUCGAGGCCUACAUCUCCAACCUGCGCAGACAGCUGGACGACCUGGGCAACGAGAAGAUGAGGUUGGAGUCGGACCUACACAACAUGAAGGGUCUGGUGGAGAACUUCAAAACCAAGUAUGAGGAUGAGAUCAACAAGCGUAUCGAGUCUGAAAACAAUUUUGUUCUCCUGAAGAAGGAUACAGAUUCUGCAUACAUGAUCAAGAUGGAGCUGGAGGCCAAGCUGGACUGUCUCACUGAUGAGAUUGAGUUCCUCAGGAGUAUCUAUGAUAUGGAGCUGCGUGAGCUGCAGGGCCAGAUCAAGGACACCUCUGUGGUGGUAGAGAUGGACAACAGCCGUAACCUGGACAUGGACUCCAUUGUCGCUGAAGUGCGCGCCCAGUACGAGGACAUCACCAACCGCAGCAGAGCUGAGGCCGAGACUUGGUACACACAGAAGUAUGAACAGAUGCAGGUGUCAGCCAGAAAGUAUGGGGACGACCUGAAAAACACUAAGGCAGAGAUCGCAGAUAUGAACCGUAAAAUCAUGAGAUAUCAGUCUGAAAUUGACAUGAUGAAGGGUCAGCGUACCCACCUGGAGAACCAGAUCGCUGAGGCAGAGGAGCGCGGUGAGCUGGCGGUGAAGGACGCCAGGCUUUGCAUCAACGAUUUCGAGGUGGCCCUGCAGAGAGCCAAACAGGACAUGACCUUGCAAGUCCGCCAGUACCAGGAGCUGAUGAAUGUCAAGCUGGCCCUGGACAUUGAGAUCGCAACCUACAGGAAGCUGCUGGAGGGAGAGGAGAGCAGGAUGGUGACUGGAAUCAAGUCGGUCAGCAUCUCCAAACAGUCUUCUUCAAUGAACUACAACUCUUACUCCCUGGAGAGCAGUCACACCACGAGCUAUGUCCGGGGCUCAAUAGGCGGAUACAAGAGCAGCAGCACUUACAUCAGUGGCCAUGAGAACAGCCAUGUAGGCCACAGUUUUGACCUGCCUGGCAGUAUCAUCAUGGGAGCCACCAACGGUAUCCAGGUCUCUACCAGCAGAGACGUGGAUGCCAGCAUCAGCCUGGGAGGCAGCAAAGGCACCAGCAAAGAUGUGGACUCCAGCAUCAGCCUGGGAGGCAGCAAAGGCACCAGCAGAGAUGUGGAUUCCAGCAUCACCCUGGGAGGCAGCAAAGGCACCAGCAGAGAUGUGGAUUCCAGCAUCACCCUGGGAGGCAGCAAAGGCACCAGCAGAGAUGUGGAUUCCAGCAUCACCCUGGGAGGCAGCAAAGGCACCAGCAGAGAUGUGGAUUCCAGCAUCACCCUGGGAGGCAGCAAAGGCACCAGCAGAGAUGUGGAUCCCAGCAUCACCCUGGGAGGCAGCAAAGGCACCUGCAGAGAUGUGGAUUCCAGCAUCACCCUGGGAGGCAGCAAAGGCACCUGCAGAGAUGUGGAUUCCAGCAUCACCCUGGGAGGCAGCAAAGGCACCAGCAGAGAUGUGGAUUCCAGCAUCACCCUGGGAGGCAGCAAAGGCACCUGCAGAGACAUGGAUUCCACUGUCACCCGAGGAGAUGAAUGAAGAGACUUCGUCAUCACAGGCGACCAUGGAAUUUGUUUGUUCUUUCUGUGACAGAUUUGUGCUUCCACAACCUACUUUUCAGCCUUCCCCUCACAUUCAUUUGACUUUUCUAGCCAGGUUAGUACAUAAUUUACCUGCCAAACAGUGACCUUUCAAACAGGCUAAUUAGAUCCACCUGGAAUCACAGGCAGUCUAACUGUAACUUAAUUUUCCUACCCACAAAUGGUCUGGUUUAAAGUGGUAAUGUGAAGGGUUAUGUAUUCCUGAAAGGCCCCAGAAAGUCGAGCCCUUAUACCUAUUUGGCCUACUUGUGUGGUCUCGUUCACUGUCAAUGGAUGCUCUCCAUCUCAUUUGUCUGUCCACACCUGAGUCACCUGCAGGUGCCAUUGUAGCAGAUGUUUUUCUCUCUGCUUGCUCGGAGACCCAUUAAAGCACUAGGAGAACAAACAACCUCUUAAUGUGUAUGUGAUGUGUGACAUAUUUCUUCAAUUGAGUCAUUUGAUGAGAGGAUGCUGUUAUCCUUAUGCCAAACUCCACCAAAAGGGAAAUGUAUGAAAUGUGUAUAUGCAGGGCUGGCUCCAGGCAUAACCGACAUAAGCGGUGAUUUAGGGGGCCCCUGUCCCCCCAAAAAGGGAACUCACUAUUGAGAGUAAGAAUAGUACACCAGAUGUGAUUUUGAAAAAAAAAUAAAAUAUGUUAUGUCAGUCCCUCAGUUAGCUGAUAAUUUGCAAUGUAUAUGUUUGGAUAGUCUAGUCUAGUUAGUCUAGCCAACUAUACUUGUAGUAAUCAUGGCCAAAUACCGAUUGGGGACGCAGUAUUAGUCAUUCUCACUCAGAUAUCAUAUUAACAUGGCAUAAGUAAUGGCAAAAUGUGUAGAAUUGUAGGAAAUGUGCUUUAAAACUGAAAAAUGUAUCUCUCUGCCCCAUGGCAAAAUGAGUAGAAUUGCAAUACAUUUGUUAUAAAAUUGCUAAAUGUUAUUUCCGCCCCACAGCAAAAUAUGUAUAAUUGCAGUAAAUGAACAUUAAAACUUAGAUUUUUCUCUCUGCCAUCAAGAGUGGGGGCACUAAAAUGUUUUGCCACGAGGUGGGGGGCCCUUGGACACAGGCACGGCUAGAGCCGUUGUUGCUCAUAGAUGUUUCCGCGUCACAAUAACAGCACAUACAGUUGACAUGGGCAGCUCUGUCAGGGCAGAAAUUUUACAAACUGAC